Molecule: messenger RNA, 2327 nt
Organism: Mandrillus leucophaeus (drill)
Lineage: Eukaryota; Metazoa; Chordata; Mammalia; Primates; Cercopithecidae
Gene: NRIP2
Product: nuclear receptor interacting protein 2
Biological process (GO): proteolysis
Molecular function (GO): aspartic-type endopeptidase activity
Source: RefSeq, a predicted model, not a curated record
AUGGGCCUGAUAAACACCGAUUUCAGCAGGUGGAAGUGGAAGUGCACGGGGAGCUUCAACAGCUUAUUUUUUAAACUGGUGAUCAUGACAGGCGCUUCCUUGCAAACCACCUGGCACAGGCACCCUGACAGUUUACAGUACUGUCUGUCUCUCCUUCUCUCUCUCUCUCUCACACACACACACACACACACACACACACACGCCCCAUCCACCGCCCGCUCUGAACAGGACCCCAGCGUUGGGGACGGGGCCAAGUCAGCCAGCUGUGGGCCCUGCCAACCCUCCCUCUCUUCUAGGACUGGGUUUUUCCAGCCGGAGUCUCACUCCCUCUACAGCAAUCUCGGGAAAUUGGAGACGACGCGGCUGCUCCUGAACAUUAUUUAUUUCUUUCCUCUUUCCCUCCCGCGGGGACCCUCCUGUUGGAAGGAGAGCUGCAGCACAGGACGGAGACAGGCAGGAAGAAGCAGAGAGGACUCGGUGACGCCCCUGAGCAGCCCCCGGCCCACUCCUCCAGCAGGGGCCAUGAGCACCAAGCAGGAAGCCAGGAGAGAUGAGGGAGAAGCCAGGACGAGGGGGCAGGAGGCACAGCUUCGAGACCGAGCCCACCUGAGCCAGCAGCGCCGGCUCAAACAGGCCACCCAGUUCCUGCACAAGGACUCGGCCGACCUGCUCCCGCUGGACAGCCUCAAGAGGCUCGGCACCUCCAAGGAUUUGCAGCCGCACAGUGUGAUCCAAAGACGCCUGGUAGAGGGAAACCCGAAUUGGCUGCAGGGGGAGUCUCCCCGGGUGCAGGCCCUGAUUCAUGGCCAGGAGAGCAGGAGGAGGACCAGCAGGACAGAGAUUCCAGCUCUUCUGGUCAACUGCAAGUGCCAGGACCUGUUGCUUAGAGUGGCCGUGGACACAGGCACCCAAUACAAUCGGAUCUCUGCUGGAUGUCUCAGCCGCCUGGGGUUAGAGAAGAAGGUCCCAAAAGCCUCAGCUGGGGACCUGGCCCCUGGGCCCCCAACCCAGGUGGAGCAGUUGGAGCUACAGCUGGGGCAGGAGACCGUGGUGUGCUCGGCACAGGUGGUGGAUGUCGAGAGUCCUGAAUUCUGCCUGGGCCUGCAGACUCUGCUUUCUCUCAAGUGCUGCAUCGACCUGGAGCGCGGAGUGCUGCGGCUGAAAGCCCCGUUCUCAGAGCUGCCCUUCCUGCCUCUGUACCAAGAACCUGGCCAGUGACUGCUGUCUCAGUCAGUCCCCAGAGGGAAAGACCUUGCCUUAGCAGAAGAGGCGUGUGGGGAACGGGUGCUCUUGAAGCCAGGUAGCUGGGGACUCCGGUGUCUGCCCUUUCAAUCACCACCCUGAGCCCUGCUGUCCCAUUUCCCCCAGCCGCCCACAUUCCUCUCUGCUUCUCAGCAGCUGUCCUACUCCCCAGGGGGAGUUUUCACUAGAGCGCCCACGACGCCAGGUUUCUCAUUCAUUUCCCUCCAAGAAGAGCAAAGCCAAACCAGGACCACAGAUGGGAGGCUAAGCAAAAUGGGGUGCCUGCCUGGGCUGGGUCGAAGGCUCUGCUGACUGCUGUCCUUGCCCAGCACCCAAUUCCACCCCAAACGCAACUCAACUUCCCACACCACCAUGGCUCUCACCACACCUUCUGGGGCUCCGUAUCUCCCACAAUUACACUCACGCCUCGCCAACCUGGGUCCCUGGACCUCCUGGUGUCUGCCUCUUGGAUUCUGUGCACAUCUGCACAGAUGUGGGGGAAGAAACAUGAGACAGAAUUCAAUACAACAAAGACAUGGAGUUAGUAUAGGAAUGUCCAUCUCAUAAGGCUGAGAGCUUUCAUUAGUUAUUUUUCUGGGGCUGCAAAUGUCUGAAGCCAGUUAUUGUUCGAUUACCCUGUGCAAAACCUUGGACAUACUUCUGCUAUUAACGCUAGGUAUUUAUCCUUCUCCACUUGCUUUUUGUACCCACAGAGCCCCUGAACUUUGGGUGUGUGUGUGGCAGAGCCUUGUAGAGAACUGCUCCUACGAGGCAGACAGGACAGUGAGGCUGUCACCACUCAGACUGAACCUAUUUAGCAUUCUUUCUGAUUUCUGGAACUACCCACCUCGUUAGGCCUUCUUCCCAUCCCCGUCUCCGGUCUCUUGAGCUUAAGCUCGCCUUGUCCUGGAAUCAGUGGCUUUCUAACCCCCCGCCAGGCUUUGCCAAAGCAAAAAGACAGAGGCUUUUUCUUUUUUUUUGAAGUUUGGGGUCUGUCAGGAGAGAGAGGCUUUUCUGAAUUCACUGUGAAGAGAAGAACCCGAAGCUUCAGGCGCCAGACCCCUGAGAGUCUUUCUGGCUGGUGU